GCCGCUUCACCCUGAGUGGGCGGGGACAGUGCGGAACCAGUGCGGAUUGACUGGAGCCAUUGAUGCGCCUCUUUUCGAAGACAAGCCGACCCAAUUGCUCCGUAUCUGCGGCGUCUCCUGACUGCAGCCAUGGUGUCUCACUCUCUGGCCCUGCCGAUGAUCUGCUUCACCACGUUGUGGGCGCUGGUGGGGGUCGUGGCUCCAUUUUUAGUGCCUAAAGGACCUAACCGCGGUGUGAUCGUCACCAGCCUCAUCCUCACAGCCGUCUGCUGCUACUUGUUCUGGUUAAUAGCCAUCCUGGCCCAGGCCAACCCGCUGUUCGGUCCUCAGCUGAAGAAUGAGACCAUUUGGUAUCUGCGCUACUUCUGGGAGUGACUCAGGACUCCGUGAAGUGACGCCUCUUGACAUUCCCACCCACUGGCCUGCUGGACUUAAUUUCAAUGUUACUUCUGACUCCCAAACAUUUCCACACACCCUCACCUCUGCUUUGCAGCAUUUUAGGUUUCAUAGAAAACUUUAAUCCAGGUUUUCUAUGAAACCGACCCAAAAGGCACUAUCAGCUAUCUCUACGGACUUGGAGGAUGUUUAGACAUUACUGCAGCAUCUAGGAUCUAAGAUUUGAAGAAUAAUAUAUGAUGUGUAUUUUUAACACUAAGCAGGUAUAAUCUUUGUUUGUUCUGUGGUCAAACUGGAAUUAAAACAUGUGCUAGGAGUAGAUGUUAUUUUUACCUUUUGAAAAUGUGCAAUCUUUUAUUUGGCUCUUGUUUACAUUUGGGAUUUUGUGUUGCUGCCAUCGGGGAUCCUGCAUUUUUAUGUGUAUUUAUUUCAGGUCGAGGACACUGAUGUGAGCUUGUAGUAAUCAGUGUCCACGAGGUGUUGUUAUAUAACUGAUGUCACGUGUGAUGUAACAGUUUGUGUGUAUGUGUGUUUGAGUCGGUGUGAGCAUGCAGAGCUUGUAAGUGAGGGUUCUGACUCAAGAGUCUCCCAAAACUGCAAGUAAAGAGCAAUUCCCUCCACUUCAGCAUCAAACCUCCUCCCACAUUCUUUUCCGUGCUCCUCGCCAUGGAGGUCCACGUUGCCAUGGUGAUCUCACCUCCCAGUUCAGACCUCAUCCGCUUGGACUCUUUUGAUUAAGCAUUGCCCUUAUUUCCAGGCUGUGGAAAGAUACACAUCAGCUUGUACUGCAGGGACAGAGUGUUGUAGAAAUUCCUGCUCACAGGUCUGCACUUUUGAACCUUAACAAUGGCAUUUCUAUUUCCCUCAUUUAAGUCUUGAUUGAUUGAUUGAUUGAUUGAUUGAUUGAUUGAUUGAUUGGUGUUCCCAAAGCUAUAAAUCAGUGAGGGACAUAGACUUUGUCUCCUGGGUGUUAUUACUCUGUAUAAGUCUCUGAGUAGAUUUUAUGUAACAAUCCAAGAUUGCCUCUAUAGGUCUUAGCCCAGGAGGUAAGCAGCUCCCCCACAGCAGCUUAUCUCAACAAUAACUAAACAAACAGCAGCAGAAGGCAUCGUCUUUUUUCGUAAGUUUAGAGGCUACCAAGCUUAACUGCAGCACUCUUAUAGAGAAACACAACCACACAACUAAAACCAAUACAGCUGACACAGCAUCUGCCUAUGAUUCAUUAUUUUAAACAUAAACGGUUGUUACCGUUGCAGCACGGCUAGUCUCUGCAGGAAGCUAGAAAAGUCUGGAUUUUCCAACUUCUCACAGCCUUUGCUUCAAAAGACUGUGGAAUGUGUAUCAUUUCUGAGCCAUCUCUUUCUAAUAGGCCCCUUUCAGAUUAUAGCUUCACAAUGUCCCGCUGUAUCAGGAUGGAGUUAUUUUUGCUUUAGUGUCACAGUUUUAUUUAUUUAUUUAUUUAUUCAUGUACUUCUGCAUGUCUGGGAAUGAGAUUCCAAUGAGUGCCCCCCAAGUGGCCGAAUGGUUGCCUCCUGAAUUAAUCAGAAAGUAAGUCAAGCCGUCAGUUUCAAGCACCCGGCAUGCUGAGGUCAGUGACCCUUCAUUAGUACAGACAGCCUUGUUCUUCAUGUGAUUGUGUAUGCCACAAGGUUGAAUCCAUAGAAAGGGGAUGCCAGAGAGUUAUUCUGCUGUGGUGUCAUGUCUUCCUACACACCAGUGAAAUGAAAUGCAAGUAAGCAAGUGUGGCAGAGUGACUGUCUGUCUCCUUCAGUAGUCUCCUGAGCAGCUCUACCUGUGAGACCUUCCAAACAGGCUUCAAACAGCUGUCCUUGCUCUUCAUUUUAACUCCAUUCAUCCGUUCCUCUGACAUUAUACAGGUGCGGGGUAUAUUUCUUUUAUACACCUGCCUCCUGUUAAAGCUUUAAGAGUGUCAUCUGCCAACCACGAUCACAGCUACCCUUCCCGCCUCCACUCCCUGUCUCCCAGUCUCAAACACCCCCCCCCCCCCCCCCUCCUCGCUGCCACGUCCUUCCCCGUCCGCCUCUCCAAAACCACUUUGCUUCAGCCAAAAAGAAACCAAAUCAAAAUACAGCUACUUUUUAGAAAGACCAAAUUGCGUUGUAUCUUUGCCCCAGCCCUUUGCUGUAGCUGUGGUGGUGGUUUGCACGCAUACAAGUUAAUAGGUAACAAUGUGAUCUACACAAGUAAGGACAUUAGGGAAGCUGCCCUCCUUUUCCUGUAAAGACCUCUUUGUCACUCUUUGGCUUUGCUUUGGCAGAUCUUGCAACGAUGAGUCUCAGCUGUCAGGACUGGGUUUUGGACAGCAUGCAGAGUUAGAGAUGUUGGAAGUGACAAAAGGUGGCUCUGACUUCAUGUUGUGUGGGCUUUAUUUGUCUUCUUGGGAUUACAGUCCCAAUCCCACUCGUCACCCAGCACGCUGCGGUUUCUUACAGACGGACAGAGUCACAUUCUGAGUGUCAGUGAAUCACAGGAGACCAAAUGGCAUCAUUCUCACCCAGGCAAACAUGGCGAAAUGAGAGAGGGAACAGCCAAGACUUCAGCAGAAUCCCUCCAAACACGCUGACAGUCAACGCACCCUAAUGAUUUGUCAACUAUGUGAGAUUUUUAAUUUUUAAAAAUUUCCUUUUCCAAUGCUUCCCUCCAGUUUUGGUGAUGACUGCCCACUACUCAGCUGUUAAAUGCUCCUGGCAGUAUCAAAAGAGAUAGAUCUUAUCAUGUGUUGGGAGUCUCCAUGGUAACUAGAAUCCAAUAAAUCACAAAUCUAAAUGUUAAAAGAAAAAAUGGGAGAUGUAUGAUAUGUAUGCAACCUUAUAUUAUUGUGAAGGUAGUGGUGGCAUUGUUGGUGAAAUACCCCAAUAAAGAAUUUUGUCUCGUACAA
Molecule: messenger RNA, 3295 nt
Organism: Fundulus heteroclitus (mummichog)
Lineage: Eukaryota; Metazoa; Chordata; Actinopteri; Cyprinodontiformes; Fundulidae
Gene: atp6v0e2
Product: ATPase H+ transporting V0 subunit e2
Exons: 4
Coding region: 130-375 (81 amino acids)
Biological process (GO): proton transmembrane transport
Cellular component (GO): proton-transporting V-type ATPase, V0 domain
Molecular function (GO): proton-transporting ATPase activity, rotational mechanism
Source: RefSeq, a predicted model, not a curated record